Gasterosteus aculeatus aculeatus (three-spined stickleback) is the source of this 1807-nucleotide messenger RNA. RefSeq names its product sciellin (gene scel). NCBI's taxonomy places the organism in Eukaryota, Metazoa, Chordata, Actinopteri, Perciformes, Gasterosteidae. The record is from RefSeq and is a predicted model, not a curated record. Gene Ontology annotation, cellular component: cytoplasm. Gene Ontology annotation, biological process: epidermis development.
CGGAAUCUCCUCCCUUCAGGUUAAAAGCAAACGCGAGUAGCAGGCAGGUGUUAAAGAGCCGCGCUGUUGUCAGAGUUUCACGUCGUUCCGUUUGCAGGUGAAGCUACAAAAUGAGCAGGUUUUCAAAUGGAAAGUCCUCCUCUCUCCUGAAGGACGGCAGCUGGAUCAAAAAAGCAGACGAUGAGGAAGAGGACAUCGACCGAGACCCAAACUUUGGCAGAUCUGUUCUGAGCCAACGCAGCGAAACCACUGUUGGUCCGGAUGGAGGAGAAGUUAAAACCACCGUAACCACGAAGAGGUCAACAUCUGUGCAGGCUCUCACCAAGAGAUUCAGUGGAAGUCAGGAUGAGCUGAGGAGCGGUAGCAGCGCCCUCCCUUCCAGCCCGACUACACCUACUACCAAGAGUGUCCCAGCGGUUCAAAGUCCCACCACGAAGUUCACUGACCGCGUCAAGUCUUCAAGCAAAGGGUCACUGUACACAAGCUACUCACCUACCAGGACCACCAAAGAGCCCGAGACGUCUGUUUCCAGCAGUAACGACGCUGAGAACAAACUUUAUGACACUCUCAUCCCCUCGGCGAUCAAGAACAGUUCCUCGCCCACGGACAGUAAAACAAGCGUCUUUACGUCUGAGAGCGUGACGGUGAAAAGCAGCCCUGCCGCCAAGGACAAACCUCUUACAACACUCGUCCCGUCUUCUGGCAAGGAAGUUUACUCGUCCACAGAGAGAAAUAGCACUAAAACUACAACCACAACAACGAUUUCCUCUAAGCCUGAGGAUGACUUGUACGGCACCCUCCUGCCUCGAUCCAUCACGGAUGUAUCUGACCCGCCGUCUUCUCUCAGCAGCAGCAGCAGCAGCAGCAGCAGCAGCAUCACCACGAAGAGAGAGGUCAUCACGGUGGAGAGCAGCCGAGGGGAUAAAAGCCCAAGUCUGUCAUCGCCGACCUCCACCAGAACCACCAGCUACAGCUCGUACACUGAAGAUCUUCCCUCCACCCGCACCACAUCCUACACCAUCAGCACCACCCCCAGUGACGACUACAGCAGCUACUCUUACUCCAGACCCGAGUCCAGUUACGAGUACAGCAGCAUCACAAGUCCGUCCUCCUACACCUCGACGUCCUACCGGAGCGGCAGCAGGUCGGAUGAUUCUGAUCAAAUAUACUCAUCCUCCACGAAGAGUGUGUACGCUGCUCCUGAGAGGGCGGUGCUUGAAAAAGACUUGUGCACUUCCUGCCGUCGGCCCUUCAACGGGGAUGCCAAGAUGGUCCUGGAUGACAUGAAAAUCAACUGUCACGCUUCCUGCUUUAAGUGCGAGGUGUGUAGCAGCACGCUGGGUAACAUGAAAGCCGGCGACAGCAUGUGGAUCUACAAACGCAUGGUGCACUGUGAAAACUGCUUUGAGAUCGCCAGAGGUAAAUGGCGGCGCUGAGUUUCUCCCGAGCCGGAGAUAAACUACAUGGGAUUGCAGAUUUGAUUGAUUAGUGUUAAUUGGGUUUUUUGGGGUGAAAAAGGUUGUCCUGUACUUCUGUUUUUAUAUGCUCACAAAUCUUUAUCUAGGUGUUCUGAAUAAUGACAAUUCUACUAUGAAUAUAUAUAACAAAUGCAGCUCCAUGUAAGUGUGCUGUUGACAUCGUGAUAUUGCUGUCUUUGUACCUAAACCUUUUCCCUUGAGAUGGCACGUAUGAUAUUCUCUCAAGUCUUCUGACCUUGUGGGAUUGUGUGAUAUGAAAAGAGAUAUAUGCAAUUUAUAGGGCCGGGGGCUUUUUCUGUGUGCAAUAAAGGCAAAAAAGUGUCUGAUCA